AACUUUGUUCAUUGCUGUAUCAGAACAACAUGUUACCCUUGAGGAUUGUUUGCAUUUGGACACUUAUAUGUUACUGUCAAGAAAUACAAUGCACGAUAUGUUCAGAAGCUGCAGCCUCGGAAAAAAUUGAAGUGAUCAGGAUGUGUCGGAGUGGAAGUCUAACAACAGAUCGGGUAGUCAUAGAUACGUAUGACACUGGAGACCCGGAUGUAUAUAGCUGUACCUGUACCGCAACUAGAUAUUUCACAUCUAGCUAUCUUGUUACCUUUGACAUGGUCCAUAGAGUUCAACAAAACCUAAAUUGUAACAGCAUUCUGACUGUAGAAACCCCAGGGAAAGACUCUCGCGAAUUUGAAUGCGUAUGGCCUAACGAAGUAUACUCUGAGAAAAGAGAGUCGUUGAAAAUUACAUUGUCCAGGAAAAAUGACAAAUCUCCAUGGAAAUUUGGCUAUUGUUUUCGAAUUGAAACAGAUAACACCAAAUGGAAUAUAACUUGUCUCCCACCUGUAAAACUGACAACUACCCAGGAGUCAGUUACAGAAGAACCCUCGUCAACUACAGCGGGGAUCAGUAUGGAAAAAGCCUGUUUACCACAAACUGUUGAAAUGUCAACAGAAGCUGUGGUGGUACCUAUUGUCGUCGUUGUGUUGAUAGCAGUAAUCACUACAGUAGCCAACGUCAUACUUUAUCGCAGACGCUUGAAACUCGAAAAGGAAACAAAGAACAUCCACCCUGUCAUACAGUCGUCUACUUCUGUUGUAUACGAUACCAUCGAUACAGAUCGUCUCGAACCUCCGCAUACUUACACAGAAACUUUUGCCGGCAGAACGUACGUCAACAGCUCCGCGGAAGUUACCACAUCACAGACAUGA
Molecule: messenger RNA, 872 nt
Organism: Ylistrum balloti
Lineage: Eukaryota; Metazoa; Mollusca; Bivalvia; Pectinida; Pectinidae
Exons: 6
Coding region: 30-872 (280 amino acids)
Source: RefSeq, a predicted model, not a curated record